Molecule: messenger RNA, 555 nt
Organism: Beauveria bassiana ARSEF 2860
Lineage: Eukaryota; Fungi; Ascomycota; Sordariomycetes; Hypocreales; Cordycipitaceae
Product: ankyrin repeat-containing YAR1
Exons: 2
Coding region: 1-555 (184 amino acids)
Molecular function (GO): protein binding
Source: RefSeq, a predicted model, not a curated record
AUGGCCCCUCAACUGACAGAAGAUGAGAUCGACGACCUUAUUUACUUUGCUCGCACUGGCGAAGAUGUCGACCUUAUGGAAAGCGUGACCGCGCUAGCAGAGCGUGAAAAGGUUGCGCCCGCCGUCAUUCUCAUGGCGACCAAGGACGAGGGCAAAUCUACCGUGCUUCACAUGGCAACUGGCAACGGUCAUUUAGAAACCGUACGCAAGGUCAUUCAAUGUUUCGAGGGUAGAUCAAAAGAGGAGAAGCAGGCUUUUCUGGAUGAGCCCAAUGAGCAUGGAAACACUGGCAUGCACUGGGCGGCUCUCGGAGGCCACCUGGAUGUGGUGAAGCUUCUCAUGGAGCACGGUGCUUCACCUGCUCUUGCCAACGAGCGCGAUUACGUACCGCUGGACUUGGCCAACCAAAAUGAAAAGACUGAGGUUUCGGAAUACUUUCUGUCUUUUCUUAAGAAGCUCGAGAGCGAGAACACUGACGAGGGUCUGAAUAACGCUGCGGCCUCUAUCGAGGUGGAAGAGACUGUAGAGGAUGGCAACCUCGAGACCAGCUCAUAA